Messenger RNA from Pezoporus flaviventris, 1644 nucleotides. Its product is annotated as CYFIP-related Rac1 interactor A-like. Gene Ontology annotation, biological process: regulation of actin filament polymerization. Lineage: Eukaryota; Metazoa; Chordata; Aves; Psittaciformes; Psittacidae. The record is from RefSeq and is a predicted model, not a curated record. The transcript is spliced from 10 exons. The coding region runs from base 326 to 1549 and encodes 407 amino acids. Gene Ontology annotation, molecular function: small GTPase binding.
GGGCAACCUCAUAAAGGUACUGGGCAAAGACUUAGAAAACUGCCCUCAUUUUUUCCUGGAUUUUGAAAGUUUCACAUGGGGAACCUUCUAAAAGUGUUGACUUAUAACGAGCUUGACCAAGGCCCUAAUUUUUUCCUUGACUUUGAAAGUGAGAUGGGAUUUUUAUUUCCCUUUUUCGUUCCGUGCUUCUCCUGAGUUCCACAUCCUCACCAUUUUGAGUUCUCGUCCCCGCCGCCCAUCGCAUCGCGCCCAUCCCAGACGUCCUCCCCUCACCUUUGCUGUCCAGGGGUCUCCCCGGGGAGGGGGGGGCCGCGGCCGCAGACCCAUGGCCGGGGGCUAUCGCUCCCCACCUCUUCCCCGGGGCAGUUUGCAGCCCGUCGGGGCUGGGGGCUGCUCGAGGACCCCCCCCCCCCCCGUGUGCAGGACCACGGUCGCAGGGCAGCCAGGACUCACCCCCACCCUCCCCAGCCUCUGGCUUGGCUCAGUCUUGAGCAAGGAGAUGGACGAGGGGGAGAAACCCGCCAGGAAGGGCUUUGGGCCGGCGGGGGAGCCGCGGGAGCGGGGCGCUGCUCCCCACCUCGGCUCUCGCCUCUCGGGGCCCCGCUCAGAGCCCUCCGGGUUUCUCUCCCCGGGGCUCUGCCCUGCAGAUGCGCAGCCGACGGCGGCCGAGACUGCGGUGUGGAACCCGGUGAACGCGGUGCUGGAGGAGGCGCAGGCGGUGCUGGCCGAGCUCCAGUCCUACACGGGCGCGGGGCAGGAGAUCCGGGAGGCCAUCCAGAACCCCGCGGACCCGCGGCUGCAGGAGCGCGCCUGGGGCGCCGUCUGCCCGCUCGUCGCGAAGCUGAAGCGCUUCUAUGAGUUCUCCCUGCGCCUGGAGAACGCGCUGCGGAGCCUGCUGGAGGCCCUCACCAGCCCCCCGUACGCCCCGACCCAGCACCUCGAGCGGGAGCAAGCCUUGGCCAAGCAGUUCGCAGAGAUCCUGCACUUCACCCUCAGCUUCGAUGAGCUCAAGAUGACCAACCCUGCCAUCCAGAAUGACUUCAGCUACUACAGAAGGACCAUCAGCCGAAACCGCAUCAACAACCUGCAGCUUGAGGCAGAGAGCGAGGUGAACAACGAGAUGGCCAACAGGAUGUCCCUUUUCUACGCCGAGGCCACCCCUAUGCUCAAAACACUCAGCAACGCCACCACCAAGUUCGUUUCCGAGAACAAGACGCUGCCAAUCGAGGACACGACCGACUGCCUGAGCACCAUGGCCUGCGUCUGCAGGGUGAUGCUGGAAACCCCAGAAUACCGGAGCCGCUUCACCAACACCGAGACCCUCCUCUUCUGCAUGCGGGUCAUGGUUGGUGUCAUCAUCCUCUACGACCACGUCCACCCCGUGGGGGCUUUUGCGAAGACCUCCAAGAUCGACAUGAAAGGCUGCAUUAAAGUCUUGAAGGACCAACCCUCAACAAGCACCGAGGGGCUCCUGAACGCUCUGAGGUACACCACGCGGCACCUCAACGACGACACCACCUCCAAACAGAUCCGGGCGCUGCUGCAGUGAGCGACCCCGCCACGUCCCCGGGUCGCCGAUGCCAUGACCAUAGCGCUCAUCUUGUACAGAGGGACAAGGGACAAGGAGGGAUGCGCCGAAAGGCA